Messenger RNA from Fusarium redolens, 960 nucleotides. RefSeq lists its product as uncharacterized. Gene Ontology annotation, molecular function: lipase activity. The record is from RefSeq and is a predicted model, not a curated record. Lineage: Eukaryota; Fungi; Ascomycota; Sordariomycetes; Hypocreales; Nectriaceae. Gene Ontology annotation, cellular component: lipid droplet. The transcript has 2 exons. Bases 1 to 960 code for a protein of 319 amino acids. Gene Ontology annotation, biological process: lipid storage.
AUGGCGCCCCAAAUAUGGCUGCCCUCAGAGCGCUCUAGAGGGGCUCAACAGAAAGCCAUCAUUCACUACAUCUGUGGUAACCCAGGCCUCAUCGAAUACUACACCGACUUCCUCAGUCAUGUUCGCGGCCUUUUGGACAAGAUCGAGACAGACACUGCUUAUGAUAUCUACGGCACAAAUUUGCUUGGCUUCAGCGACGAUGACCAUGAGCCAUUCAGUUCAAAAAACAAACCUUGGGAUCUGGAGGGCCAGAUUGAGGGUAUGUAUGAUAUCGUUGCUGCUAAAGGAAAAGGUUACGACUUUGUGAUUCUCAUGGGCCAUUCUGUUGGGUCAUUCAUCACUGUUGAGAUCUUUCAUCGCCAUAUGAAGAAUCCGGAGCGAGCGCCGCAUCUGAAUCUUCGACAUGGAUUUUUGAUAUGUCCGACGCUUACGCACCUCGCUCGGUCGUCCAACGGUGUACAGUUCGAGUUGUUGCGUCGUUUCAUUCCCUUCCUCGACACCGCAGCUUGUUUACUUGCACGUCUUCUCCUCGGCCUCUUAAGUGUCGCAAGCGUGACGUGGGUUGUUCAACGUCUUCUGGGCUUCACGCCCGCGAGCGCAGACAUCACUGCACGAUGGCUGAAGAGCAGAGAUGGCGUGUUGCAGGCAGUUCAUCUUGGCUUGACGGAGCUGGAGAUGAUAACUGAGGAGAAAUGGAACGAUGAUCUAUGGGAUACGACAGGAGAGGAGAAUGGAGUACCAAAGUUCUUUUUGUUCUAUGCCAAGAAAGACCAUUGGAUUCACGAUGCUGAGAGGAAGGGCAUUAUAGAGAAGAGAGGAGAUAAAGCGAGGAUUGUGCAGGAUGAAGGAGAUAUUCCUCACGCUUUUUGCACGAGAGAGGGUAAGUUGAUGAUUGGAACCUUGGAAGUUGCGAGGAGGGUUUCCGGCUGGGUCGAAGAGAUCGAAGCAGCCAAGAAGUGA